AUGGUGGACUCGCUCUUGGACGCCGGGUGCUUCAGCCAACUCACCAAGCUUACGCUCUACGACCGCUUUGCCACUGUCGACGAGGUGUCCAACUUCUACUGUGGACUGGUAGCUGAGGGCGACAGGCUGUUCAGGUGCCUGGAGUCUCUGUCGCAUCUGAGGUCACUCUGCUUCCGACUCACGCUUGGAGUUGACCUCCAGGACCAAGAGGAAUACAUCGACUUUUAUCGGUGCCUGCAUCAAUUCCUCGUGUCAAAUCGAACACUGCGAACAUUCAAGUUCCCCGAGCACAGUCUGAACGAUCAGACACUCGACUACCUGCUGCAGUCACCAACAUGUACCAUCGACAGUCUGUGCAUCGACUUGUAUGAUCACAUGCCCGUUCUGUUGAGACCUCUGGAAAAGCUCAACAUCAGCCUCUCGGGCGAGGGCCCUCUGGACACAUUCCUCAGAUCACUUUGCAACGUCAGACACAUCAGGCUGCAGCAAAUUCCCAACAAGCUCUUGAUUCCUCUCAUUAGCUGCGCCAAUCAAGCGACAUCGAUAUCGAUCAACUUUGGACACUUUGUCGAUUGCGAAUGGAAGGACCUCACGGCACUCUACGUUGAGCAGUUGAACCUCAACAGGACGGUCAGCUACCUGUACAACAUCCAAUUCGACGACGACGAAGAUAUGGACAUCAGUCAGAGUCCAUCCUUUGCCAUUGUGGACCAAUGUAUCCAGAGUCACCCAUCCAUCCAGAACAAGUCAACCUGCACUGGGAUAGCCGGCCACAACGUUGAUUGGCGCGUUGGCGCCCACGUUGAUAGGGAUGAUGGCUGUGAGCUUGCCGUCAGAGAGCCAGGUGAAUCGGGUGACGGAAUCGGGUUUGUAACGUGA
Molecule: messenger RNA, 879 nt
Organism: Acytostelium subglobosum LB1
Lineage: Eukaryota; Evosea; Eumycetozoa; Acytosteliales; Acytosteliaceae
Exons: 2
Coding region: 1-879 (292 amino acids)
Source: RefSeq, a predicted model, not a curated record